Molecule: messenger RNA, 4236 nt
Organism: Zeugodacus cucurbitae (melon fly)
Lineage: Eukaryota; Metazoa; Arthropoda; Insecta; Diptera; Tephritidae
Gene: Mdr65
Product: multidrug resistance protein homolog 65
Exons: 12
Coding region: 166-4056 (1296 amino acids)
Biological process (GO): transmembrane transport
Cellular component (GO): membrane
Molecular function (GO): ATP hydrolysis activity; ABC-type transporter activity; ATP binding
Source: RefSeq, a predicted model, not a curated record
CUAAAACUAUGAAUUGAUUGAGGCAAUCUAACACCAUUAACGAACGAAAAGACGCUUAGGCAAUUUCUUUACUCACAAUAAGUGAUCAGUUUGUGAGAAGUAGUCGCUUGGCCCAGUUCUUUGAUAUUAAGAGUACCUAGAAUAUCUACACACAAAUCCACAAAAAUGAAUGGGAAGGAUGAGAACGACUAUGAUGAAAGGACAUCGGCAGCUGUGGAAGAAUACUCCGAUGAAUCGGAGCAUGAAAGCAAGCGAACCAUAAGCUUUUUCAAACUCUAUCGUUUCUCAACGGUUUUUGAAAAUCUUCUAUUAUUUAUUGGAUUAGUUAUGUCCAUUAUAAAAGCACUUACGCUCCCAGCCGUGGUCAUAGUUUAUAGUGAAUUUACCGCAAUGUUGGUUGAUCGUACAUUGGCAAUCGGUACCAGUUCCAAAACGUAUGCACUACCCAUUUUCGGUGGUGGUAAAAUGCUAACAAAUUCAACAAACGAGGAGAAUAUGUCGGAGUUGUACAAUGACUCAAUAUCGUAUGGCAUUCUUUUGGCAUUAACAUCUAUAAUUAUGUUGAUAUCGGGUAUUUUAUCAGUGGACAUUUUUAAUUUUGUGGCUUUGAGACAAGUAACGCGCAUGCGAAAAAUAUUAUUCGAAACCGUUAUUCGACAAGACAUUGCGUGGCAUGAUAUGGCGACUAAACAAAACUUUACACAGCAAAUAAUUGAUGACGUAGAGAAGGUCAGGGACGGGAUGUCCGAGAAAGUUGCUCACUUCUUAUACCUCAUAUUUGGAUUUAUUAUAACAGUAUGCAUAUCGUUUGGUUAUGGUUGGAAGCUCACAUUGGCCGUCAGUGUAUAUAUACCAAUCGUUAUUAUAUUGAACUAUUUUGUUGGGAAGUAUCAAAGUAAGCUAACCAAACGAGAACAGGAAUCGUAUGCCGGAGCCGGAAACAUUGUGGAGGAAGUGCUUACGGCUAUACGAACUGUCGUUGCAUUCGGCGCAGAAAAAAAGGAAUCCGAACGUUAUGACAACUAUCUGAUUCCAGCUCGAAAAGCCAGUCAAAGCAAGGGUGCAUUCUCGGGAUUUAGUGACGGUGUUUUGAAAUCAAUGCUGUUCCUUUCUUGCGCUGGCGCAUUCUGGUAUGGCGUUAAUUUAAUUCUUCAAAAUAGAAAUGUGGAAGAUAAGGAGUAUACACCAGCAAUUUUGAUGAUAGCAUUUUUCGGGAUUAUCGUUGGGGCUGACAAUAUUGCGAGAACUGCACCAUUUUUAGAAUCCUUUUCUACAGCACGCGGUUCAGCUACGAAUAUUUUCAAAGUCAUCGAUACGAAAUCAAAAAUAGACCCAUUAUCCAGCGAUGGCAAACUACUUAACUAUGGAUUGCGAGGAGAGAUUGAAUUUAAAGAUUUAUUCUUUCGUUAUCCAUCUCGCCCUGAUGUUAUAGUACAUCGUGGGCUGAAUUUCAAAGUUAACGGAGGUCAGACUGUAGCUCUCGUUGGAUCCUCCGGUUGCGGAAAAUCUACCUGUAUUCAACUUUUGCAACGCUUCUAUGAUCCAAUUUUUGGUUCAGUCACUUUAGAUGGUUUGGACAUUAGAAAAUACAAUAUCCAUUGGUUGAGAUCUAAUAUGGCGGUGGUUGGUCAAGAGCCAGUACUAUUUCAAGGGACUAUAGCGGAAAAUAUUAGUUAUGGAAAAGCAAACGCUACUCAACGAGAGAUAGAGGCUUCAGCCAAAGCAGCGGGGGUACAUGAUUUUAUAUGCAGUUUGCCUGAGAGUUACCUCACUGUUAUUGGUGAAAAGGGAUCUCAACUUUCCGGUGGACAAAAGCAGCGUAUAGCUAUUGCCCGAGCUCUUAUACAGGAUCCAAAAAUAUUAUUGUUGGACGAAGCAACAUCUGCCUUAGAUUAUCAUUCGGAAAAAGAUAUCCAACAAGCAUUAGACUUGGUUAGCAAAGGUCGUACAACCAUUGUUGUAUCUCAUCGUUUAUCAGCUAUACGCGGAGCGGAUAAAAUAGUAUUCUUGCAUGAAGGCAAAGUAUUCGAAGAGGGUUCACACGAAGAUCUCAUAGCAUUAAAGGGAAUGUAUUACAAUAUGGUACGCGCAGGUGAUAUUAAUGUAGCGGAAGUUACUGAAGACAAUGCAAUGGAAGAGAAGAAAAUUAAUCUGAACUCAUUCGAGAAGUCUUUUGAAACUGAUUUAAUAAAUUUGGAUAAAAAUCACAUUUCAUAUGAGCACCCAGUGUUGCAUGCAAAUCAUAAGGAGAACAUACCAGAAGAUGAUGCUUCCGGAGGAAAUUUCUUUGUAACAUUUAGACGCAUUUUGAAGAUUGCACGCCCGGAAUGGUGUAUGCUUCUAUUUGGUGCCGUAUGCGCAAUUGCCUUUGGCUUCACUUAUCCGGCAUUUUCAGUCAUCUUUGGAGAAUUUUACGCCGCUUUAGCACAACCUGAUGAGGAAGUUGCUUUGCAUCGCACUUCGAUUCUAUCAAUUUACUGCUUAAUAUUAGGCGUUUUAACUGGCAUUGGUUGUUUUCUACAAACAUAUUUAUUCAAUUAUGCGGGUGUCUGGUUGACAACAAGAAUGCGUUCAAUGACAUUUUUGGCAAUAAUGCGACAAGAAGCGGCUUGGUUCGACCAAGAGACAAAUUCGGUGGGCUCACUUUCGGCGAGAUUAACUGGGGAUGCCUCUGGUGUACAAGGCGCCAUUGGCUACCCGCUAAGCGGUUUACUGCAAGCGUUUUCCAAUUUCGUUAUAGCAUUAACGUUGUCACUUUAUUAUUCAUGGAAACUGGCUUUGGUGUGUGUUUGCGCUUGCCCCGUUAUAGUCGGAUCCAUCAUAUUUGAAUCGAAAUUCAUGAGUGCUUCUCUGAUACACGAAAAAACAGCAUUGGAAGAAGCGUCCCGCAUUGCAACAGAAGCCAUCUCGAAUAUUCGCACAAUCGCGGGUUUGCGGCGCGAAGCUCAGACUAUCGAACGUUAUAAUUUGGAAAUUGACAAAGUUAGGUCAAUGAUCGGACAAAAAUUAAAAUAUCGUGGGUUGAUCAAUGCAUCAGGGCAAGCCUUUGUAUUUUUUGCAUAUGCAGCAGCCUUAUGCUAUGGAGGGGUUCUAGUGUCUGAAGGAAAGGUUCCAUUCCAGGAUAUAAUCAAAGUUUCGGAAACACUUUUAUAUGGAUCCAUGAUGUUGGCUCAGUCAUUAGCCUUCGCUCCGGCCUUUACUGCAGCUUUAGUAGCGGCACAUCGACUAUUCCAAAUUUUAGAUCGUACACCUAAAAUUGUAUCUCCUCCAGGAAGAGAGAACACGACUACAGAGAAGGUGCCGAAAUUGUUCGAAGGCGUACGAUUUUCUAAUAUUGAAUUUAAAUAUCCAACACGUUCGAAUGUGAAAAUUUUGAACGGUCUAAAUUUGGAAGUGCAAAAGGGAAAGACUGUGGCUCUGGUUGGACGUUCCGGUUGUGGAAAAUCUACGUGUAUACAAUUGUUAAUGCGUUUAUAUGAUCCAGAUAGUGGCACUAUUAAAUUGAACGACAACGACAUUCACAAAGAUGUAUCAAUAGAGGUUUUGAGAAAAAUGUUGGGGCUCGUCUCACAGGAACCGUCUCUCUUUGAGCGCACAAUUGCUGAAAACAUCGGAUAUGGUGAUAACUCGCGCAAAGUGACAAUGGAUGAGAUAAUAUCUGCCGCGAAGUGCGCAAAUGCACAUUCGUUCAUUGUGUCUCUACCAAAUGGAUAUGACACUCGUCUGGGUGCGCGGGGUACUCAACUAUCAGGAGGUCAAAAGCAACGCAUUGCAAUAGCUCGCGCUUUAGUGCGUAACCCCAAAAUCUUGCUUUUAGAUGAAGCAACGUCUGCUUUAGACUUACAGAGCGAACAACUAGUGCAACAGGCUCUAGAUGUGGCAUGUACCGGACGCACCUGUAUAGUUAUAGCACAUCGCCUAUCAACUGUUCAAAAUGCUGAUGUAAUUUGUGUUUUGAAAAACGGAAAAAUCGUAGAAAUUGGCAACCAUCAGCAACUAAUUGCACUCAAUGGAAUCUAUUCGAAGCUUCACAAAAUGCAGAGCCAUGAAAAAUAAGUAUUAGUGUAUUAAAUUGGGCGAUAUUGUGCGUAGGAUCUAUGUAAUGCUUUUAUGUUUAGUAAGUAUAAAGAUACAAAUUGUAAUACACGUAUUUUGGUGCUACAAAAAUAGUUUACUUUUACAUAUGUAUGUAACAACAAAAUAAAACAAAAAAAUAUGAUUUGCUAAUUUUGACAA